AUGUCGUUCUUCAUCGAGAACCCCAACGUGGGUAAUACCAGCCACUUGGAAGAUUCUCGCAUUGCCGGCUACAACCCUCUCACUCCUCCCAAUGUCCUCCAACAUGAGAUUGCCUUGACAGAAAAGUCACGCCAGACUGUCCUUGAAGGACGUCAACAAGCAGUCGCUAUUGUCCAUGGCACCGAGAAGGAGAAGGAGCGUCUAUUGGUAGUCAUUGGACCAUGCUCAAUCCACGAUCCGGACAUGGCGCUGGAAUACUGCGACCGCCUAAUGAAGCUGAAAGAGAAAUACGCGGAUGACCUAUUAAUUGUUAUGCGCUCUUACCUCGAGAAGCCUCGCACCACAGUCGGAUGGAAGGGGUUGAUCAAUGACCCGGAUAUCGAUAACAGCUUCAAGAUCAACAAGGGUCUGCGUACCUCGCGCCAGCUCUUCGUCGAUCUCACAAAUAAGGGCAUGCCCAUUGCUAGUGAGAUGCUUGAUACCAUUUCCCCACAGUUCUUGGCCGAUUGUCUGUCUGUUGGUGCUGUCGGUGCCCGCACAACCGAGUCCCAGGUUCACCGGGAGCUGUCCUCGGGUCUUUCUUUCCCCGUCGGUUUCAAGAACGGUACUGACGGCUCGCUUGAUGUCGCGGUUGAUGCCAUUGGCUCUGUAAAGCACCCACAUCACUUCCUUUCAGUUACUAAGCCCGGUAUUGUCUCCAUCGUCGGUACUGUCGGUAACCCUGACUGCUUCGUGAUUCUGCGUGGCGGCAAGAAGGGACCUAAUUACGAUGCUGCUAGCAUCCAAGAUGCUAAGACUAAGCUCGAGGCUAAGGGUCUGGCACCCCGUCUCAUGGUAGACUGCAGUCACGGAAACUCCGAGAAGAACCACAAGAACCAGCCUAAGGUUGCUGCAGCUCUUAGCGAACAAAUUGCUGCAGGCGAGACUGCUAUUAUGGGUGUCAUGAUUGAGAGUAAUAUCAACGAAGGUAACCAGAAGGUUCCACCUGAGGGCAAGGCUGGUCUGAAGUACGGUGUCAGCAUUACUGACGCCUGUAUUGGCUGGGAAGAUACCGAGACCACCCUGGAAACAUUAGCACAGGCUGUGCGUGUUCGUCGGCAAAAUUUAAAUGGCAACUAA
Molecule: messenger RNA, 1119 nt
Organism: Penicillium malachiteum
Lineage: Eukaryota; Fungi; Ascomycota; Eurotiomycetes; Eurotiales; Aspergillaceae
Product: 3-deoxy-7-phosphoheptulonate synthase
Exons: 4
Coding region: 1-1119 (372 amino acids)
Biological process (GO): aromatic amino acid biosynthetic process
Cellular component (GO): cytoplasm
Molecular function (GO): 3-deoxy-7-phosphoheptulonate synthase activity
Source: RefSeq, a predicted model, not a curated record